AUGAUCUAUGGGUCUACUGGAGCUACCCACUUCGAUCAAUUAGCCAUGAUUUUGACUGGAUACGAAAUAACUGGUGCUCGAUCUAGUGGUAUUUUUAUGGGGAUUCUAUCUAUCGUUGUAGGAUCCCUAUUCAAGAUCACUACAGUUCCUUUUCGGGCGGCUGUAGAACGGACGGCCGCCUAUAGGUUGUUGGGUAGGGUGGGUGGUACUACUCAGAUUGCGGCCAAUCUUCCUAACCGCGCGCGGGCCGGGCUUAGUGCGCGUGAAACCCAUCACUAUCUCGUAAGGGCGUUGAGACCAUAG
Messenger RNA from Lathyrus sativus (Indian pea), 303 nucleotides. NCBI's taxonomy places the organism in Eukaryota, Viridiplantae, Streptophyta, Magnoliopsida, Fabales, Fabaceae. The record is from the annotation of a GenBank genome assembly.